Thunnus maccoyii (southern bluefin tuna) is the source of this 1890-nucleotide messenger RNA. RefSeq names its product glucagon receptor-like. The coding region runs from base 114 to 1409 and encodes 431 amino acids. NCBI's taxonomy places the organism in Eukaryota, Metazoa, Chordata, Actinopteri, Scombriformes, Scombridae. The record is from RefSeq and is a predicted model, not a curated record. Gene Ontology annotation, cellular component: plasma membrane. Gene Ontology annotation, biological process: cell surface receptor signaling pathway; adenylate cyclase-modulating G protein-coupled receptor signaling pathway. The transcript has 14 exons. Gene Ontology annotation, molecular function: peptide hormone binding; glucagon receptor activity.
UCAGUCACAGCAAGGCUCAGGACGCAUCUACUCACCGCAUCUCUGAGAGAAGCUGUCUCCUCGCUCAAGGACCACUUAUCUACUUUUUGGUGAGGAAGAACAAAUCUGCAGUGAUGCACAGGACACAAGACAUUAUGGCUUUGAUCUGUCUGCUGUUUCUUGAACUGCCAAUGUUUGAGAUGGCCAGUGGGAAAGUCUUAGAAGAGACUUAUCGGAAGUGGGUCCAGUAUAAAGAAGACUGUAUCAAAAUGAUUGGAAAUGAGCCGCUCCCUCAAGCGAGCGUGUUCUGUAACAGAUCAUUUGACAGAUACGCCUGCUGGCCAGAUACUCCUGCCGGCUCUAUGGUCAACAUCUCCUGUCCUUUCUACCUACCCUGGUAUUACAAAGUGUCCCACGGUGUUGUGCGUCGGCGGUGUGGCACUGAUGGUUUCUGGGUGAGGGACGACAGCGGGCAGGUGUGGAGGGACAUGACACAGUGUGAAGAGGAAGAAGAGGUCACAUCUCAGGAGCUGUGGUUCAAACAAUUGAUGGUGAGCUUCAGGAUGUUGUACACUGUUGGCUAUUCCUUGUCCCUCUUCAUGCUCAUAAUGGCUGUCAUCAUUCUUCUGAGCUUUAGAAAACUGCAUUGCACAAGGAACUACAUUCACGCUAACCUCUUCCUGUCCUUCAUCCUGCGAGCUGUGUCCGUCAUCGUUAAAGACACCAUGCUAGAACGCCACUGGGGAAAGGAAAUCAUGAAACAGACCGAUGUGAGUGACAUGCUCAGCCACCAGGCUGCUCUUGGCUGCAGGGUAGCACAGGUGAUGAUGCAGUACUGUGUUCUGGCCAAUCACUACUGGUUCUUUGGAGAAGCUAUUUAUUUGUACUCUGUGCUUAUUGCCUCAGUUUUCAUCGACAACAACAAAAACUUGCCUUACAUCUGUCUUGGCUGGGGAACCCCACUUCUAUUUGUGGUUCCCUGGGUAGUGAUGAAGCUAUUGAACGAAAACAACGAGUGUUGGGCCGUCAAUGAGAACAUGAACUACUGGUGGAUCAUUCGUUUCCCAAUUCUUUUUGCUUCACUAAUCAACUUUCUAAUUUUCAUGAAGAUCGUGAAGGUUAUUCUUUCCAAAUUGCGAGCCAGCAACCAGAGUGGAUACCCUGAUUACAAACUUCGGCUUGCCAAAGCAACCCUUACUCUCAUUCCUCUAUUUGGGAUUCAUGAGGUCAUAUUCAUCUUUGCUACAGAUGAGCAGACUACAGGUGUUCUGCGCUACAUUAAAGUCUUCUUCACCCUUUUUCUCAAUUCAUUUCAGGGCUUUCUGGUGGCUGUUCUCUACUGCUAUGCCAAUAAAGAGGUUAGGACAGAGCUGAAGAGGAAGUUGCGCAGCUGGAGGAUAGAGGCAGAGAUAGUAUGCUGUGGACAGUGACUAACCGUGCUCAACUCUCGGGUAGACACCUUCUCCAUCGCCACGGUGCCAGAGCGCAACAGAUCCUCUGCCACAACCAUGAGGGCAAUGCCUGAUGGUUCGCCCACUCCUGACAGUUCUCAGAUUUUCAGACGUCAGGUUCAACCAACUUCCCCACAACCUGAGGCCUCUUUGCUGCACUGUCCAUCCGUGGUCAAUAGAGACAACACCCUGCAGUGUGUGGUCCAAGAUGAGGCUGGACAAAUGUCUGCGGCAAUGCAGGUGUCCUUACAUCUUCAAGACCCUGUGGAGUUGCUCCCACAUGUUGUAAAUAGAGAUUCAGACUGAGUAUUUUUGCAUUCAUUGUAAAUUUUAAGAUUCUUUGUGGUUUGUUGUGAAUAUGUAAAAUUGUUAUGAAGUGUAGUUAUGAUGUAAGAUGUUAAAUUGUGAAUAUGUGAAUACGCUAUUGGGAUUGUUUAAGACUAAAGACAUCUUUAAAUAA